Fomitopsis serialis is the source of this 1068-nucleotide messenger RNA. RefSeq lists its product as uncharacterized. The record is from RefSeq and is a predicted model, not a curated record. The transcript has 3 exons. Bases 155 to 772 code for a protein of 205 amino acids. Lineage: Eukaryota; Fungi; Basidiomycota; Agaricomycetes; Polyporales; Fomitopsidaceae.
CAGUAGUAGCAGCGGUGAAGUAUCUAAUUAGCUAACUCCUAUUAGCGGCUCUUACGUAAUCGAGGGCGCGCCCUUUCCCUGGCGCCUGGGAUGAGCUCAGUCUCGAUCGACGACCACAGCGUGCUUAGAACCAGCCUACACGACGAUCUCCAACAUGCCCCUAGCGAGCACCAGCGGCACGAACGACGUCUGGGAACAGUCUCAGCCAGAUACAUCCUCUGCCGCGCACCGCGUGAAAGCUAGAGCUCCUGCCGCGGUCGUUCGCGACUCUUGGGAUGACGACGACGAUGACGGGGUGGAGGAAGAGGAGAACUCUCAGGCGCUAUGGGAGAACGCUAACCGAAAGGCACCUAUGCCCGAGCUAGUCGUCUCCGGGUCGGGCAAUAGUACAGUUCUGCCACCACCCCCUGCAGCGUUCCAGCCCACACUGAAGAUUCUCAAACGACCGACUGGCGCAUCCUCGUCUGCUGCGGCGUCACCACCGUCUGUCGACCUGCAGAAGUCGUUCGCGGAAAGGGAGGCGCAGUAUCAGGCUGCGCGGCAGCGUAUAUUCAACGACGGCCCGCGACAGAGUGGACGAAAUGGUCUGUCCACCGAAGUGGGGCGGGAUACCAAUGCGAUGUCGCAGUCUCCACCGGCCGCGGACGUGAGCGUGAAGGUACUUCGGGCCCCUCGAGGGCCGUCGACGGAUCCUGCCGCCUCGUCGACCAACUCCAAGCCGUCACGAGGAUUCGCGGGGAAGCGGGGAGGGCGCGGUGCACCACGCGGGUAAUAUGCCCUUUCCUACGCGUUACAGGGGAGCAAGGCCGGUCAGAGGGCUGCUCAUCAUGGAUAUGUCGUCGUUGUGGCGGUUGCUGUGUAGGUAGGGAACAUGUGCUGCUGUUCGGAUCAUUGUUGUGUCUCGUAGCUUUUCCAUUUUUGCUCUGGUCAUGAAUCCUAUCUUGCAGAUCAAGCAUGCUGGAAUCAUCAGAGCUGUGCGCUCGUCGGCGCCGUCUUGGUGAUGGCAGUACAUGUCGCAUUAUAAUACGCACCAUAGCAUAGAAGAGUUGAAACACCGCCACAAUGCUA